Aspergillus welwitschiae is the source of this 1863-nucleotide messenger RNA. It is a transcript of the gene ugd1, whose product is annotated as UDP-glucose dehydrogenase. Lineage: Eukaryota; Fungi; Ascomycota; Eurotiomycetes; Eurotiales; Aspergillaceae. Gene Ontology annotation, biological process: glycosaminoglycan biosynthetic process; polysaccharide biosynthetic process. Gene Ontology annotation, cellular component: cytosol; nucleus. The transcript is spliced from 3 exons. Gene Ontology annotation, molecular function: UDP-glucose 6-dehydrogenase activity; NAD binding. Bases 1 to 1863 code for a protein of 620 amino acids. The record is from RefSeq and is a predicted model, not a curated record.
AUGGAUCUCUCUUCUUCACCACGGAGCUCGCUCGAAUGGAGUCUAGAUGGCAGUUCAACCUGUCCCACUACCCCCGCCUCUAGUCCGCUGUUUCGCGCCGCAAAGGUGGACGAUGUGCCCUCGUCGCAUUGCACCUCUCCCACGGGAAUCUCAGGCACCCAGGGAGCCCACGAUGCCGCAAGCGCCAAUUCAGCGUGCAUUCUGGCGGACGAUCGCGUAAAGAGCGUCUGUGUUGUGGGUGCAGGAUACGUGGGCGGACCAACCGCGGCUGUUCUCGCCCUAUACAAUCCCUCUGUCGCAGUGACUGUGCUAGACCGAGAUCCUCGUCGCAUUCAGAGCUGGAAGUCGGCGCAUCUCCCUGUGCAUGAACCUACUCUCUACAAUGUGGUGCGGGCGACGCGCGAUGGCUCGGACGUGGCCCAGAGUGUUGGUAACGAAGGCUCCGUAUACUCACGCCGACAGCCCAACCUGUUCUUCACAUGCGACUCAACGACCAUUGCAGACGCAGACAUGAUCUUCCUGGCCGUCAACACUCCCACCAAGACCUUUGGCCUCGGCGCCGGCAGAGCCACCGACAUGACAGCCGUCGACGGCGCCGUGCAAGAUAUCGCACGACACGCAAAGCCGGGAGCUAUCAUUGUCGAGAAGAGCACCGUGCCAUGCGGUACAGCCGAGCGAGUGCGACAAACACUCUCCACCCUUCGCCCCAACACCCCCUUCGAAAUCCUCUCCAACCCCGAAUUCCUCUCCGAAGGCUCCGCCAUCGACAACCUCGUAAAUCCAGACCGCGUCCUAAUCGGCUCCUCAGGAACAGCCCCAGGCCGGCGCGCAGCCCGCAUGCUCGCGCACCUCUACUCCUCCUGGGUCCCACCCACGCGCAUCCUCCAAGUGAACGCCUGGUCGUCAGAGCUGGCCAAACUGGUCGCCAACGCCAUGCUCGCCCAGCGCAUCAGCAGCAUCAACUCUAUCAGCGCGAUCUGCGAAAAGACAGGCGCCGAAGUCGACCAAGUUGCGCGGGCCAUCGGCAUGGACGCGCGCAUCGGUCCACAGUUCCUCAAAGCAGGAGUAGGGUUCGGCGGAUCCUGUUUCCGCAAAGACAUCGCCAGUCUGACCUAUCUCGCUGAAUCAUUGGGGCUAGACGAAGUAGCGCACUACUGGCGCCAGGUCAACGCUAUGAACGAGUACCAGCGCGUCCGGUUCGCAAGGAGAGUCAUCGACCGCUUCGAUGGGAAUCUAUCCGGGAGGAAGAUUGCUGUGCUGGGGUUCGCGUUUAAGAAGGAUACGGGAGAUACGCGCGAGUCGCCUGUUGUUGACGUCAUCAGGGUGUUGCUUGAGGAGAGGCCAGCUGAGAUUGAUAUUUUUGAUUUGUUCUGUCAUGAGGAGGAUAUCCUGCGUGAGCUGGAAGCAGCCUGUGGGAAGGAGACUGUGGCUGCUGGGGUUAAGGUCCUGUCGGAUCCGUAUUUGGCGUGUUCACAGGCUAAUGCGGUUUUGGUCAUGACGGAUUGCGAUCAGUUCAAGAAUGGACGGAAGCGCAGUGGAGCGGGAUUUGGGGGUGCUGCACGCUCUGACUCAGAUGCGUAUGAGAGUCUGGAUGAGAUGCUUUCCCCGGUGCGCAAGGAUGAGACGUGGGUGUUUCAGGGAGUUACGUAUAGAUUGACGCCGGAGGAAGGGUGUGGGAAUGAUUGCGCAGCGUGUCGGAGCUGGGCGCCGCGGUCUGUGGCUGUGGCUAACGAGCCAUUGGAGUGGGCGCGCAUCGCGUACAACCUGAAGGAUCCGAAGUGGGUGUAUGAUGGACGGGGAUGUUUAGAUGGGGCGGAGCUGGAGAAGUUGGGGAUGGAGUGUGAAGCUAUUGGACGGAUGUAA